AACGUGAGCAGCAGGCGUGCCACCAUCACAGCUGUCAUCACACGUUCUGUUGAAGGCCGCUGUGGAAGACGCACAGAUGCAUGGAAGGAUGCAGAAACUGCUGUACCAGACUUUGUUACUGUUUCUGUUAUGCUUCCAUUGUGGUGCUAAUAAUUUUUUCCAUAAAAGGCAUUUCCAAAGCCAUACAUACUCAGAAAUAAAGGAUACAGUAAAUUCUAAGCAUGCAAGCAAUUGUGCACAUCUGCAAAUAGAGACAAGUAAUAAACAAACACAAGCAGAAUUAACAGAUUUGGAAAACCAUGAGUCUGGGUCCAGCGUUCCAGUUCAGACCAAUGAAGCCCAAAACAGUUACGGCACAAAACAUAAUGGAGACUUAUUAUACAUAGAUAAGAAAAAAAUGUAUCAAAGGAAGAAAAUGGUUGAUUUUUCUUCUAAAAACUCAAAUUCAGUACUGUACGGUGAUACAAAUAAAUUGACAUUAUCCAAGGAAUCAUCACUAGAAACACUUGUAGAUUUUGCUAUAGAUAUGCUCAAUCAGAAGAUAAAAAGAGAGGGAAAUAGUAAAAUAAAAAUACCUGACAUAAAUGAAACAUUUUAUGAACAGGUUGGUCCUUUGAAAGUUAAAGGAGAAUUCUGUGCCAGAAUGGGUUGGUUCCUCUCAUUGUCUACUUUGUACCGCACAGAUCAAAUAUAUGUAUCACGAGGAGGAAAUAUUCUUACUUUGCUUAUUAGUGUUGGUUUAAAGGAAAUGUUCAUUGAUUAUGAUGACUACAAGUUUAAGUUUAUGGAAGUAGGUCCUACAGGGAAAAUUGAAGCUCAAGUUGUAAAUAACUCCAUUGAAAUGAUUUUAACUGUUGAUAUUAGUGGUUCAGGAUGCAAAAUAAAACUCGCUGAUAUCAAAAUUACAACAUUCAGUGGCCUCAAAAUGCAUGUAACUGGUCUUGGCAGAUUAAGUUUUUUUGUAUCUAAAGUAACAACAUGGAUUAUUGAACUAUUCCAUGAAGAAAUUAAAGAAAAAGCUGAAAGAAUACUGGCAAGAGCUUUGGAAGGUGUUCUAGAUAAUAUAAAAUGUUAAAGUUUUGAAAUUUCAGGGUUUUUGUUUUCCAUACAUGUUAUCACAUAAUUUCUUUAACAAUAAAAUUUUAAAGUAUGGAUUACAUUUACUAUUAACCAUUUUGUUAUUUUGUCUCUCUCACUGUGCAUGCAACCAUCUUAUAUCAUACAUAGGGACAUCAGAAAAUAAGUUAAAAGUAAGUUACACAUACUGUCCCAUGCUCAGACCAUUGCAAAACAAUGGUUGGGCAUUGUCAUAAGAGAGUACAUAUUUCUAGUUCUCUGCAAACACAGUUUUGCUGCAAUAUGGGUAGCAGACACAUCACAGUAUGUGACUAACAUUGUGCAGCGACUGGAAAUAGUCUCUAAAGUGUAAGUACAUGGGACAGUACUAUUCUUGUGGGCAAACUAUCUAAAUUGCACACAGAUUCACCAUGAAAUUUUGCAGGUAUAUGGAUCAAAUGCAGUGUCACAUUCAGCCAUAGUGAAAUGGUGCCAACAAUUAGACCAAGGAAUGCCAGACAUUGGUGACAUAAUCAGGAAAGAAGGCUACCGACAUACACCAAAGGCAGUUGUUUUGGCAAACUGAAAGAACAUCUGUGCAAAAGAGGUUUUCCAAUAAUGAGGGCGUUCACACAGUGGUUCUCUAAUGGCUUCAUGGCCAAUGAGCACAUUUCUAACACUGACAGAUUCAACAAUAUGUAGAACUUCCCAACCGAUGUUUACAGAGACUUGGCAACUUUGUUGAAAAAUAGUGUCAUGCACUUGUGUCACACUGAAGUAUAUUGCAGUAUUCAAUAAAAAUUAGUUGCCCUGCACAAUAA
Schistocerca americana (American grasshopper) is the source of this 1877-nucleotide messenger RNA. RefSeq lists its product as uncharacterized. The record is from RefSeq and is a predicted model, not a curated record. The coding region runs from base 77 to 1075 and encodes 332 amino acids. Lineage: Eukaryota; Metazoa; Arthropoda; Insecta; Orthoptera; Acrididae. The transcript is spliced from 2 exons.